AUCGGACGAAAAACACCACACGGCAUCGAGCUGGUGACCCCCUUGUCAACAUGGCUUCACGCUCUUCUCUCGAGUACGACUACCUCUUCAAAAUUGUCCUUGUUGGAGAUGCGGCAGUAGGAAAAACGAACCUAUUGGCCUGCUAUACCUCACAGGACAAGCGCCAAAGACCAGACGGGACUGUUCCAAGUUUUCGAUCCGACCGCAAGACUACGGUCGGAGUGGAGUUCGCGACUAUGGUGGUGACUCACCCUGAUGGCAAGCGCAUCAAAGCUCAGAUUUGGGAUACUGCGGGCCAGGAGAGAUACAGGGCCAUCACCAGCUCGCACUACAAGCGGGCGUCUGGAGCACUGCUGGUGUACGAUGUGACGAGUAGGUCCAGCUUCGAGAACGCCGAGAAAGUGUGGCUUCGUGAGCUCAAGAACGCGGCGGAUUCCAACAGCAGCCUUCUUGACAGCCUGGUGCUCGUCGGCAACAAAGUCGAUCUGCCAAACGCCGACGUAACGGAGGCCGAGCAAGAAUCCAGCGCCAUGAGGAUGGGACUGGCAUCGUCUGCUCGAGUAUCUGCAAAGACUGGGCAGGGCGUGGAUAAGGCGUUCGAGCGCCUCAUAUUGCGGGUUUACGAGGUCGAGCAUGGUCGUGGACAGCAGGCCGCACCACCGAAGGAGGCAGCUCCGAAGGGUAUCGUCUUGGCGACACCGAAACCUCGGGCGGAAGAAGAUAAACUGGAGUGCUGCUGAUUCGGAGCGACGAUGCCCGGAAGCGUACAGUACGUAUCUUCCUUUACCGUGGGUGGAGGAACACGGACAUAUUUCACGUAGGACGGAGGACAUCCCGGCU
Molecule: messenger RNA, 840 nt
Organism: Ectocarpus siliculosus
Lineage: Eukaryota; Phaeophyceae; Ectocarpales; Ectocarpaceae
Source: the annotation of a GenBank genome assembly